UUCAUUUUAUCCUGCGUCAAAUUCACCACGUUUCACUACAUAUCUAUAGAACUAUUUAAUAUAAAAGUAUUGAAACUCAGACUGCGAGUGCGGGUGAAUCUGAUCAAAGCGGAAGUGCUCUAGUUUUGUUAAUCUAAAAGUAAACAUGGCCUUGGAAAAUGCGGAAGUAAUAAUUGGCAACAUUAUCCAUUGCACCGGGAGAUUCGAACUUCAGUUGAUGGAAAAGGCUUUCGUCAUAUUCCAAGGAAGCGAGAUCUUGGCAGUAGGCAAGAGAUCAGCACUGGCUGAAACUAAAAUCAAACUUAACUUGAAGGACGUGAAGGAAACGAUUCUCAAAGAUUCCCAACUACUUAUUCCUGGCCUCAUUGAUACGCACAUUCAUGCACCUCAAUAUCCAAAUUGCGGACUUGGCUACGACAAACCCUUAAUGGAAUGGUUGGAUACCUACACGUACAAGCUGGAAAAGAAAUACACCGAUCUGAAUUUUUCGGAAAUAGUAUUCGACCAUUUGGUAAGAAAGAACCUGGACAAUGGAACAACCACGGCGUGUUAUUUUGGUGUACUUUUCAACGACGCUACCAAAAUAUUGGUCGACUCCGUGAAAAAGUAUGGUCAGAGAGCACUCAUAGGAAAAAUCAACAUGACCACUUUAGCACCAGAGGACUACCUCGAGACACCAGAAGAAUCAAUUACCAAUACAUUGAAUUUCAUCGAGUAUGUGGAAUCAAUAGGGUCGGAUUUAGUGAAACCGAUCAUCACACCUAGAUUUGCACUGAGCGUGGAAAUGGAUUUGAUGAAAAAACUGGGCCAAAUUGCCAAAGAAAAAAAUUUGCCCAUCCAGACCCAUAUUUCUGAAAACACCGUUGAAGUAGACAUGGUGAAAUCAAAAUACCAAAUGCCAUAUGCAAAUGUAUACGAUGAAGCCGAUCUUCUAACGCCAAAGGUAAUUUCGUUGAAAGUAGUCCCAUCAACAUUAACAAUUUAUCACCUAUUUUUGUUUUUAGAUGUUUCAGGAGGCCCUUCCCCAUCUUUAAUAAAAGUAAUGAGUGACGCAUUACAUGUUUCCGUUCACAUUUCCUUCAGGGAAAAAAAUUAUGAACCAUUAAUGUACAAAGAUGUUUUUUAUUUAGCAACGUUAGGAGGUGCAGAAGCGCUAUCUCUAGAUAGACUAAUUGGCAAUUUUCAAGCUGGUAAGCAAUUCGAUGCCUUGAUCAUCGAUUUGAAUGUUCCUGAUUGUACUGACUACCUGAUCGAUUGCUCUCCUUUGGAAUUGUUACAAAAAUUCAUUUACACUGGAGAUGAUAGAAAUAUUCUGAAUGUAUAUGUAGCAGGAAAGAAAAUAAAAUGAUUCUGAAAUAG
This is a messenger RNA of Leptinotarsa decemlineata (Colorado potato beetle), 1359 nucleotides long. It is a transcript of the gene DhpD, whose product is annotated as guanine deaminase. Gene Ontology annotation, cellular component: cytosol. Gene Ontology annotation, molecular function: guanine deaminase activity; zinc ion binding. The record is from RefSeq and is a predicted model, not a curated record. NCBI's taxonomy places the organism in Eukaryota, Metazoa, Arthropoda, Insecta, Coleoptera, Chrysomelidae. Gene Ontology annotation, biological process: guanine catabolic process.